AUGACGCCCGGCGACGAGCUGCAGCCGCUGCCUCAGCAGGCCUGCGACAACUGCCGCUGCCGCAAGAUCAAGUGCGACCGCGGCUCGCCGUGCAAGCAUUGCGUCGCCGCGUCGCUGCGCUGCCAGUAUCUGCAUGUCAUUCGCCGCAAGGGGCCGCGGCGAGGCAUCGGCCGACGCCUGGCGCAGCUGAAGCAGGGCCAGACGGAGCUGGACAGGAACUACUUUGAGGUUAUCACCGUCGACUUGCCGGCGCCGGCGAGCCGUGAGUUGAAGCCGAGCGGCAGUUCGCAUUCGCAAUCGCAAUCGCCACAGUCCUCCGGCAGCUCUCAAUCCUGCGCCAACUCACACUCCAGCGGCAAUACCGUCAGGGGUAGCAAAGAGCCGCUUCAAGGCGACAAUGCGCGUCUGGCCAUAUCCCCGUCGACAAGUACCGAGUCGGAAAAUGCUGUCGUCACCCCUGCCUCACUCGACCAAUCCAUCUCUUUGCUGGAUGCCGUACUACCACUGCCGGACCUGGUGGCCCAACGUCGACGACUAUGUCGGUCCCUCGUUGCUCACGUCGAGGUCUUCCUAAAGCACAUGUUCCCCAUAAUGCCCGUCAUCCACGGCCAAGAGAUCCUCGCCGACGCAGCCCGCCUGGAUCAACUGGCCCCCUCACGAUACGCACUCAUCGCCGCCAUGUGUGCGGCCACACGCACGCAACUGCAACUGGACUAUGAAGAAAACUGCAGAGGCAACGGGCCUGGGGCAGAUAUUCCCAAAGAGCCGCCGCUCACUGGCCAGAUGCUGCUCGACAUUGCGGAGACUUCACUGCGCCAAUACAAUGUUGUCGACGACUACUCUCUAGAUUCGGUUCUAGCUUCGUAUUUCAUCGGCACCGGAUACGGAAAUCUCAACCUCAACCGCCGCUCUGGCUUCUAUCUAAACCAGAGCAUAAGUCUUGCCCAGUCCCUCAACCUUACCUCGGAAGCUGGCUACGUCGACCUCUGCGAAAGUGAGCGCGAGACGAGACGACGAGUCUUUUGGCUGCUGUUUGUUACAGAGAGAACAUUUUCCCUGCAGCACCGUCGACCCAUCAUGCUACGCAGCCGCAUCCCUAAGCCGCGCGUCGUCGAUUCCGACUGCCCAACCGUUAUGCACGAUUUUCUGAAUCACAUUCGCGUAUUCGAUCUACUGCCAUGUGCGCUUUACGACUGGGAUCCGCAAGACGACGAGUACAAAUCCGACGACGUGUCCCUGCCCAACAAAAUCAACGCACGCCUCUCCGCACUUCAAGUGGACAACUCCUUCAUCGAAAGCCAAAGAUUCGAUACGCUGAUUACGCAGCAGUGGCUGCGCGUGUCCAUGUGGCGGUUGGCGUUUGGGACACAGCCGUCUUUGGCGUACGGUCGCGAGACACAUUUACCGGUUGGGCUUCCUAUCGAUGCUGGCAAAUCGGUCCUGGUUGAGUUGUAUUCGGUUGGUCAAUUGUCAAAGGACUGCCACGGCAUUGGGAUAGAACAAAAACUUUUCGACAUUGGAAUCGGUCUAGCCGACACGGCUCAAUUACAAGGCCAGAACUUCUCGUCGCUCGAAAUCGGCCCAAGAGACUUGCUCAGCACCAUCGUAAAGUUCCUAACAAGGAUCCGCGGCAGCGAGUCCUAUCUCCUGCCCAAGCUGUUGCAGCGUUCCGAGACCAUUCUAGGUCACGCCGACCCGGUUGCUCAUAUCGACACGCAAUGGCCCAUGAGUGAUGCUGGGACCAAUCUAGAGGAUUGGGCUAUCGCUGACGACCUCUCGGUGCUAGCGGACAAUUUAACGGAUAAAAUAAGUUGGGAGCUGCAGGAUUGGGAUACGUAA
This is a messenger RNA of Ilyonectria robusta, 1839 nucleotides long. Its product is annotated as fungal-specific transcription factor domain-containing protein. The transcript is spliced from 3 exons. Gene Ontology annotation, molecular function: DNA binding; zinc ion binding; DNA-binding transcription factor activity, RNA polymerase II-specific. Bases 1 to 1839 code for a protein of 612 amino acids. NCBI's taxonomy places the organism in Eukaryota, Fungi, Ascomycota, Sordariomycetes, Hypocreales, Nectriaceae. Gene Ontology annotation, biological process: DNA-templated transcription; regulation of DNA-templated transcription. The record is from RefSeq and is a predicted model, not a curated record.